CUUCAUUUCACUUGAACAUUAUGUGAGGUUAAAGGGAAAACAGCGUUAAUGAGGGGCGCAGAAGAUACAGGCGAAAGGCAGCAAUUUUCAGUGCAUCGCUGUAUGGACUGUACUCGAGUCGCUGCUUUAGUGUUCGUUUAUUAGAAGUGCAAACUAAGUUAUUGUCAGAGCAGUAAGUCAGUAAUUAUAAACAUUUUCAUAAAAUUAGAAAUUUCCAAAUUUCUUCAAGACAGAACCAGAGAGAGAAGAAAAGACAAACACUGCAUUAGUUCGUCGAAGGGUAUUUCCAGUGCCUUACACAAUUGCAAAACCAGUUCUUUAACAAGACUCGCAGAACUUAUAACAACUGGGGCUUUGUACUACUUCUUGUGAGAUCACAACUUUAAGUUGUAGUUUAUUUUUUAUUCAAACAUUCCACUAAUUUAGCUACAAAACUGUAUAUUAUUUACUGAUAACCGUCCUACCAUAUUUCAAGUACAAACCAACAUGCCAGGACUAGGAAAAGAAGUGAAUGAACCGAAGCCUCGUGUGGGAAGAACUCGGCAACAGAGCUUAAGUGAAAUGUCUUCGUCAUUUAUUCACGAAAGUUUCACUAGCAGUGUAGACUUCCCCACUUACAUCCCAUGGCAGACUCUAUCUUCCGAUUUAUCAGAGAAACUUAAACAUGGUUCUAUUCGAAUAAACCGCAGUAAUAGGGUUGAAUACACCACUAUCCACGAAGAAGGAGAAAGGGUUCCACUGCUUGAUGAUCAAGAUAGCAUCAGUUCAGUUAAAACUGAAGCUGUUCAUGGAGGGGCAAGCUGGGGUGUAGCAACUUUUUUAUUGGUAAACACGGCUCUUGGUGCAGGGGUACUUAACUAUCCAGCAGCGUACAACAGAGCAGGUGGUGUUUAUGUUGCUGCUGGCAUACAGGUUGUGAUACUGCUAUUGCUAGGGGCAACAAUGUUAGUCUUAGCUCGCUGUUCUGAUCUCAACCUUGACAACACCUAUCAUGAUGUACUUUUGUCGAUGUGUGGAAAGCGGGCUCAGCAACUCUCAGCUUUGUCUAUUCUGUUUUCCUGUUACGGUAUUUGCAUAACUUUCCUGGUCAUUGUUGGAGACCAGUAUGACAGACUCUUUGCGUCAAUUUUCGGAAAUACUUUCUGCCACACGUGGUACCUCAACCGGGAUUUUACGAUUUUAAUUACAGCAGUGAUCUGCAUUCUUCCGAUGUCAUACUUCCAGAGGCUGGACUUCCUUAGAUACGCUAGUACAUUGGGACUUUUUGCUAUGCUUUAUCCUGUAUUCCUUACUGUGUAUGAAUACUACAUGUUAGAUGUUGUUCCAGGUCGGAUCAAAAUAGCUCCUGAAACUGCAGUGGACGUGUUCACCGUAAUUCCAGUAUUCAGUUUCGCGUAUCAGACACAUGAAAUCGUUGUUCCGGUAUACAGCUGCAUGAGGAAUCGAAAUUUACGGGAAUUCACCAAAGCAACGUGUUUAUCCAUGAUCAUUCUUUUUUUCAUCUACUGUAUGGCCGGUUCCUUUGGUUAUUUAACCUUCGGAACCAGAGUACCACCAGACAUUAUGCAAGGAUAUGGAGGCAAAGAUCCUGUUGUUCUCAUUUGCAUCGGAGCUCUGGUGAUCAAAAUGGUUACCACAUAUCCUCAGAUUCUUCUUUGUGGAAGGUGA
Limulus polyphemus (Atlantic horseshoe crab) is the source of this 1668-nucleotide messenger RNA. RefSeq names its product putative sodium-coupled neutral amino acid transporter 7. Gene Ontology annotation, biological process: amino acid transmembrane transport. Bases 487 to 1668 code for a protein of 393 amino acids. NCBI's taxonomy places the organism in Eukaryota, Metazoa, Arthropoda, Merostomata, Xiphosura, Limulidae. The record is from RefSeq and is a predicted model, not a curated record. The transcript is spliced from 7 exons. Gene Ontology annotation, molecular function: amino acid transmembrane transporter activity.